GGGUCCAUUCUAAUGGAUGACGUCCAGUGUCUAGGUACUGAGAAUACCCUCAGCAGCUGUACUCAUAUCUCAACUCAUAACUGUGGACACAGCGAAGACGCUGGAGUCACCUGCCUAACUACUUCAAUCCGUCUUGCUGGUGGUGCCAACAGUUAUGAAGGAAGGGUUGAGGUAUUUGUUAACGGACACUGGGGCACUGUCUGUGAUGAUGGUUUUAAUGAUAUUGAUGCGUCAGUGGUGUGUAGGGAGCUUGGGCUAUCUGACAGGGGUAUUGCUAGGGGGUCUGCAUAUUUUGGUGAGGGUUCUGGUUCAAUAUUGAUGGAUGAUGUGGCCUGUACCGGGUCCGAAUUGAACUUGGCCACUUGUUCCCACACCAGUAGCCAUAACUGCGGCCAUUAUGAGGACGUCGGCGUGGUUUGUGCUCCACAAUUACGUCUUGUUGGGGGCAGCAGUUAUCGUGAAGGAAGAGUUGAGCUGUUUAUUGGAGGAGCAUGGGGUACUGUCUGUGAUGAUAGCUGGGAUAACAUUGAUGCCACAGUUGUGUGUAGACAGCUAGGACUAUCUGAUGGUAUUGCUCGUGGUUCUGCUUAUUUUGGUGAGGGUACUGGGUCCAUAUUGAUUGACGACGUCGCCUGUUCUGGGACAGAGUCCUUCCUCACCAGCUGUUCUCACAUUACCACUCACAACUGCGGCCACUCUGAGGAUGCUGGAGUAUCCUGCUCCUCUCCAAUACGCCUUGUUGGUGGAGCCAGCAGUUAUGAAGGAAGGCUUGAAGUAUAUAUGAAUGGAGCCUGGGGCACUGUCUGUGAUGAUGGUUUUAAUGAUAUUGAUGCCUCAGUGGUGUGUAGGGAGCUUGGACUAUCUGAUGGAGGGACAGCUAGAGGCUCUGCCUAUUUUGGACGGGGUACAGGGUCGAUUCUGAUGGACGAUGUGUCCUGUACUGGAUCAGAACUAAACAUUACCAGCUGUUCUUACACCAGCAAUCAUAACUGUGGUCACUCAGAAGAUGUUGGAGUGGUUUGUAUACAGUCCUUGCGUCUUGUUGGGGGAUCUCACGAUUAUGAAGGACGUGUUGAAGUAUACGUUAAUGGAGAAUGGGGUACUGUCUGUGACGAUGGCUGGGAUGAUACUGACGCUGGAGUA
Messenger RNA from Amphimedon queenslandica, 1143 nucleotides. Its product is annotated as deleted in malignant brain tumors 1 protein-like. Gene Ontology annotation, cellular component: membrane. The record is from RefSeq and is a predicted model, not a curated record. The transcript has 8 exons. The annotation marks the transcript as partial. NCBI's taxonomy places the organism in Eukaryota, Metazoa, Porifera, Demospongiae, Haplosclerida, Niphatidae.